UCACUCUUCCUGCCAGCCUCCUGGCAAGAGGAGUACAGACCUGAGAUGAUGGCUCCAUCAUAGCCCCAGCCAUGGGGGAAUUUAAGGGAUUGCAGGCCUGGGAGAUUUGAACCAUCUGUCUCCAGUCAUGGGCUCUCAAUGUAGUAAGGGGAAUGGUUGGUGUGACAUCGAAAUUGAAAAAGUCUACACAAUCACGGAACUAUCACAGUCAACAAUAGAACAGAAACCGAAAAAGGAAAAAAAGUCAAUGCUUCCAUCCUCUUCAAAGAUAGUAGUGCGAGGCCUCAAGCCACAUCGACAACCUUCAUCUAAGAAAGUACUGAAGGCCAGCAGAAAGAUCCAGGCUUGGUGGCGAGGCACCCUGGUGCGCCGCACACUGUUGAAGGCUGCCCUCAGUGCUUGGAUCAUUCAGUGCUGGUGGAGAAAGAUACUGGCCAGAAAGCUGGAGAAGAGACGGCUGAUAGUCCUGCACUUGAUGGCACAAGAAACAAGGGCCUGUGUCACUAUUCAGUCAUGGGUCCGAAUGGUGCAAAGCCGUCAGCAGUAUUGCCGUUUGCUUUACGCUACCCACGUCAUCCAGGUGUCAUGGCGCUGGUACAGCUGCCAUACCCGUGGCUUUUUCCAGGGUUGCUAUGAACUUAUAGGGAACCAACUAAGUCUUCAGCUUGACAUCUUUCUGGGAUCACAGGUUUGUCGUAUAUCAGACUGCAUACCCUUGCCAAUAAAGAACUGAUCAGGUCUUCUAA
Messenger RNA from Myodes glareolus (Bank vole), 746 nucleotides. Its product is annotated as IQ domain-containing protein F5-like. Lineage: Eukaryota; Metazoa; Chordata; Mammalia; Rodentia; Cricetidae. Gene Ontology annotation, molecular function: calmodulin binding. The record is from RefSeq and is a predicted model, not a curated record.